CAUUUGCCGUGUGUGCGAAACCGCAUACAGUCCGAAACCGGGUACACUGACUCUACAGUUACAACCAGUCACCACUCAUUCAUCUGUAAGCAAGCGUUAACAAUGCCGGAAAAUAGUUAUCAUCAGCUCUUGGUGUUUAUUCAGUUCAUCUGUCCAAAGCCACUACGCUGCCUUCUUUAUAAUCUGGCAAAGGAAACAGUGACAUCGGAAAAACCUUUCGAUUUUGACAGGUUCCUUCUUUCCGAGAAGACCUCGCUGGACCAUUUGGUAAAAACAAACAAAAUACGCCAGAGCCAGUACCACCGUAUAUAUCAUAUUGCUGGUAAAUCAAAUAUAAAUGACUUAGAUGUACUGUCUUUAGUCAUGCUCUUACAACAUAUGUUUGGAGAAGUGCUUACUACAGACGAAGCUAAUGCGAUAGAGUGUAUAAGACGGAAAUACUACAUGCUCCAUGUGCUGGCAUUUAAAAACUCAACACAAAUAACAAGUGACUAUUUUGAACGUACAUGGACGCAGCUAAAGGAAGCUACUUUAACACUUGCAAACCAUGCAGACGAGACAGGUGAUUUCAGAAGUAAAAUUAGUGAGCUCAUUGCACAAGCAAAAUGCAAUUAUUUACCAAACGCAUCAAGCUAUGUCCAAGCUUGGUAUAAAGAAGUAUUGACUUUUCAACGACAAGCAGACAAUGAAGAGGGUCAAUGUUUUGAAUGCAAAUUAGAGGAAAAUGUGACCGUCGCUAUGGAAGAAGAUACGAGUAAUGACCCUUUCCUGAAAAUAUUAGAGGAUAAUGCAACCGUCGUUGAAGAAGAAGAUAAAAACUCCUCCCGAGGAAUCCCAGAGAAAGAAACUCCCCUCACUAGUCUAAGAGAAGAACAACACGACGUUUUUCAGAGAUUACCAGAGGAAGAAACGCCCCUCACUAGUCUAAAAGAAGAACAGCACGACGUUUUUCAGAGAUUACCAGAUCGCUCUUGUCACAGAAUUGAAACGACCGAAAACGAGAUAAAUGGAACGGCACAAUUGGACAAGGACAUUAAACAUUACAAAGUUCCUUUAACUCGCUGGCCAAGGUUACAGCAUUCGCAUGAGGUAAUUAGAACGCUUAUCGGCUACUGCCAUGAACUUGAAAAGAAAUUAGAGUUACCUGGAACAGUUACACAAGAUACGGACCAUAUAGAUAAUGUGGACGUUUUUGUGAGGGACAUGGCCUUUGAUAUAACAUACUUAUCGACCGAACCAGAAGAAGUUUUGCAAGAAGAUUCUGAAUAUAUGAGAUACGGUAUGAAGAACAGGUUCGCUGGAAUUUUGAUUGACUCCGACGGGAUAAGAUUAAUUGAUCCAGUGUCUAAGGAAACACGUUCUGUUAAAUAUGAUAUCAACAUGAAAAGCGAAUGCCAUAGUAGGAUGUCUCACAUAAGUAACCUGAUAGAGCUUGCUGUUUUCAAGCCAUUAUUGGAGAAAAUUAAUCUUCUACGAGACCUGAUAUGCGCUUCUUCAGACCUGGAAAUGCAGGAUGCAACAGAAUCCAGAAUCUUAUAUGACCGCAGCAAGCCUUCUGAAACAAUGGAUACUGCAAGAAAUAGACAACAUUUGCGCAGAGACGGAAUGGACUAUGAAUUAAACCAGGACAUUAUAAGAAACAUUCGACAGCACAAAAAGCUAAUAGACAGACUGUUGGGGGAAAUGAUUGCUCUGACGAACAGAAGUGAAAAUGUGCGCCCAAUGAUAGAAGGUUAUGAGACAAAAGAAAUAAGUAAACAGAUUGCAGAGGAUCUGUUUCAGCUGCAUCCAACCAUAAAAUGGUGUGGGUAUCGCUACAGUACACUACACAUUCAUACAGAGCACAUAUCGGACUCAUCCGAAAAUGAUCGUCUUAACGAAAAAAUAAAAGACUUUUUAUCAAGGAAAGACAUAAAAGAUUACAUAAUAGUUGUCAUCGGAAAAAAUAUUAAAGAAUACAACUAUGUUGGUGCAGAGAUACAGUCUGAAGCUGAUAAAAAAGCAACCCUCGGGUGUUUUUCAGUAUAUAAGAAAGGAAACCAGAAAUCUGUUUGUGGUCUACUGUCAAAACAUUUUGUUUUAGGCACCAGUAGAAUAUUUGUUAAGGACGCAAUUCAUUUUGGUACAGUUUUGCCAGCCACAAAUAUAGAAGGUGGCCUUGACAUCGCUGCCAUGGAAAUAGUAAAACAACAUAUCCAGGGUUUAGACAUGAGUUUUAAAAACUAUGAAAACGAGACUAGACCAGCGUAUUUGUAUGACAACACUGAUAAUAAAAUGCUACAGGAUCAACCAGUGUAUUUGAGGGGAGCGAUGACUAAACUAGGUGUAGGUACAAUACAUAUACCAACGUUACAAUGCUCUGACGACACUGACAAGGCCUAUAUUCAAAUAUUUGACGGUAACUUUACUCUGAAUAUGCCUUUCGGAAGACUGGCAGUAGAAGGAGACAGUGGAGCUAUACUAUGCAUGGAUGAAUUAGGCACGAAAAAUGUAUGUGUCAUUUCUAUGCUUAUGGGUGAGCUUUUACGUGAGCCGGAAGAAGAGGAAAGAAUGUACAGUACCCUUCGUUUGUCAUGCGGCUUAAAGUAUUUAGAGGACAAAACACAGGGCAAAUUUACACUCGGAGGUACAUUUUUCCGGAACAGAAAUAAACAAAUUCUUUGGGAUCUGUUGGAGUCACUCCCUACCGGAACAAAUGAAACUGGACGUGGAGAAAAAACGAAACCAAUCGAAAAUAAGAACAUAGAUGAAACAGCUUCCACUGAUUAAAACAACGAGCAUAGUAGUACAUACCAAUGUGUACAGCAAAUAUUGUUGACGGAUAUUUCCAGUAAUACCUACGCGACAAUUGCUAAGGAAAGAUUUACUAGCGUGAAUUUGUUUAGCCCGAUUACGUCUUUCUUUAAAGUGCGUUUGGUAAAAAAUACAUAACUAUGCAAUUUAAGCGUUUGUAACAUAGGACUCGUAGACACUUUUACUGCCGCCACAUGUAAAUAUGUCUGGAAAGUCCCGGAGAGUACUGCUCAUGAUUUCAUGAUUAGUGAGAAAGUUUAGUUUUUAAAGUAUUAAACCUGUAAUAGAUACCUCCUUUUUGAGUAUUCAAAUCCUACAAUAAACCUACUUUGACUGAAAUUGUUCAUGGGGCACAGAUUCAAGCCCCACUGGGACCAAAUUUUUCCCCUUAUUUUCCUUUUUUCCUUAUAAGUUUUUACUUUUUUCAAGACUUGCUAUUGAUUUAUUGUACAAAAGUGGAAAUAUUUCAUUUGAUAAGCAAUUUCUUGCUGUUCAAAGUGAAUUUACCUCUGAAAUAGAAGGGGGUGGAGUUAGACAUCUUUAAAAAUAUUGAGUAACAUGCGGUAAAUGUUCUCUAUUUUGCCUUUACUCUUUAGAUUACAUAUUGUGGAAGAAAUGUAGGUAGGUUUUACAUCUGCCUCAAGAUUAUUUUUGAAUGAAGUUAACAAAAUUUAAAACAGUCCCACAGGACUCGACGAUAAUUUUUCUAUGUUGGAGUAUGAAUUCUGUCUCAUUAAACCCGUUUACUUGAGGCACCCUAGACAAAAAUGAUAUUAACAGUUUUAUUUUGUGUUUUAUUAUUGUUUACCAAUAGUUUCAUGUUUCUUUUAAUAAAAUUAAUGGUAUAAUGAAUUCUCUGCAAACGUUUUGGACAGUGGCUAUCACUUUGCAAUUUGUCUCUACUUGAGCUCGAGAAAAUACAAUAAAUCAUACAAAUUUAAUAAACAACGGCACGGUAAAAGUUGUUCAAAAAUUGCAACACAAUGCAACACACAGUCAACUUUAAGAAUAUACCUAGCAAGUACCAUUUUUUUUAACAUUACUAUUAGGGGUCCAAUACCUUAUGUUUGAAAAAUAUCUGGGAACGUGCUCUAAUAUCUUUAUUUCUGCUCCCAUUUCCUUAAUUUGAAAAUAUGACAGACAGGCGCGUAGUGAAAAUCCCGCAAGCAUACACAGUUAAAUUGGCUUAUCUCUUUGGUUGCAAUAAGAAGUCUAUAUCAUGCAACAGAGAUUGCUUCAUCUGCAGUCAUUGCUGACAUCAUAUUUUGUUUGAAGUACAGUAAGGUAAACUCCGGUUAGCGAACUCAUUGGGACAAAAUGUGUUCGUUAUAGCCUUAUAGGCAUUAUUUGUAUAGCAAACUGAUUUAUAUAUCUAGUUUUUUUUAAGUGCAUUGAAAUUCACCAAUUGUUUUUAUAUUUUUGUAACAAUUUAGUUUUGCAAUGUAUUUCAUUAUUCUACUAUCCUUAACAUGUGAAAUAUUACAAUCAUAUGCCGUCUAUGCUAACAGUUAAAAAAGGCAAUUUCUAUGACAAAAUUAUAAUACAAUUACAAAAGUAGAUAUGAUUUUGAUUGAAAAAUCGGCAAAGAAAUACAUUUUCAAGCCUGAAAUCUUUUACAUAGGACUUUUUGUAUAACACUUCAGACGUAAUUUGUCACGCAUAAUAAUCAUUACGUAAUUUUCAGAUAUCAUAGAUAUAUCUUAUUGUAACAGUCUCAGGAAAAAUGUGCAGCCUCGACCGGGAUUCGAACCUCGGACCUUCGGGUAACCGUGCCAACGCUCCACCAAUUGAGCCACCGAGGCCACCCGAUACGAGAACCGCUACACUUUCAGGAGCUUUUCCAUCGCAAUCUUGCGCUUCGCAUAUCGCUAGAGAAGGUGAUGCAUGAAGCGCGAAGCGUAAAAUUGAGAAAUAAUUCGAAUUGUGUAAGAAACAUUUUGCAAAAUGCUGUUUUAGUUGAAAAAAAAGCUAAGGGAGUUGACGUAAUAAAGAUGUCGAUGUCCUUUGCCGAAUGCUUUCCCGACGCUCAAAGUGCACUCGUUUAUUUUGAUAAAUAUACUGUUGGACCCUUAAAACAUCAAGAUGUGUAUGCAUUUAUCGUUUGUACAAAAAGGAACUGGUAAUUAUUAUAUAUGAAACUGAAAAGUAUUAAAGGUUAGGCAGUAAAAAGACAUUGACAAUCCCAUUAAGUUCACAUAAAGCUUCAUGUGUGCCGGGAAACGAAACUUAUAUUUUGAUCAACUCUGUUACCACGGGUUUAAAAACAGAUAAGACUGAUUCCGGAUGGAAAUGUAACAAUUUAGAAAUUAAAAUUUCUAAGAUUUCUGUUCAAAUACAGUCAUAUCUUUCAAAGUCUCUUUUUCGUCGCAGUCGCAGAGUUCCUCUGAGAAUUUGAUUUUCGAGAAACAGUUCAAAGGAAUAACAAUGCCGAAAAUCUCAAUGAUAAAGUGACAGCUUUUUGUCGGCGUUAAUUUGGAGAUGGAACGAAAUGUCAUAUCUGUUGACAAGGUUAAUAUAAAGUGACAUCAUUCAUGUUAUUGAUAUAUGUACAGUUAGAAAAAUAAUUAUAUCGUAAUAGGUUAUCAAAAUUACCAGAAGAAAAAUCAUGGCCAUUGCGUACAUUCAACGGAAAUGUUUUGUUUGUAGGCUAGCGUAUUAUUUUCUUUUUAGAUAUUGCGUCACUCACAAACAGAACGAUGACACCAGUAUAGGUCUACGUCAUGUUCAAAAUAGAACUGCUUUCGCAAGGAAGACAAUGUCAUAAUGUUAACAGCAGAAAUUUAGGCGAAAGUUUAUUUACAUGUAUUUUUAAAUGAGAUUAGGUAUAAAACACUAGACCACCUGCCUGAUGGGAGUGUGUGGGUGUGUGUGUGGGUGGGGGGUGUAAAGGGCGCCUGCUUAAUAUUUUGUUACAAGUCUUAAAAGUGUCCAUUCUUGACAUAAUUAUGUGACAGUUACAAUAUCCCUCGGAUAUAUUCUGAAGAUGUUUCCGAUGGCGGGACAAUUGACCAGAACAUAUUUUUGAUAAUAUUCUGUCUUUACUUAUCGACUGACAUGUGCAUUUAUACAUUCAGUUCAUUUAAAUAUUUCCAGCCUCUAAUAAGGUUGACUAGCAUCAGUCCGCAGACAAAUAUCGGGAUAGGACGUAUUUUUAGUAUAUAUAUUAAUUUAACGCUGCUUCUUUCUAAACAACACCACCUAAAAUGCAUGUAGAAUAUUAUUUUCAUGAAGAAUUUUUUGUGUACAUUCCGAAACAGAAUGCAUAGAAUGUGCAUAGUUACGCGCUCAGCGCUGUAAAACUCGGAAACUGUUAAAUAUUUUAGCUAUAAUAAAUAAAAAAAAAAAAAAAAAAAAAAAAAAAAAAAAACAAUUGGAAAUAAAAUUCAAUUGACCUUUUGUUUUAUCUAUGCUUCAAUUGCUUGAAUUAAUUACUUAUGAACAGACACAUUUCUACUUGUUUAUUAUAUCAUUAUUUAUAUUAUUAUUAUUAGAUUUUAAUAAAUAUCAACAUGA
Mercenaria mercenaria is the source of this 6306-nucleotide messenger RNA. RefSeq lists its product as uncharacterized. The coding region runs from base 103 to 2769 and encodes 888 amino acids. The record is from RefSeq and is a predicted model, not a curated record. The transcript has 12 exons. NCBI's taxonomy places the organism in Eukaryota, Metazoa, Mollusca, Bivalvia, Venerida, Veneridae.